AUGGCGACCGCGCGUUUGGCCUGGGCCCUGCGAGCCACCUCUGCUGGGGUAAGGCUGCGCGGCCCCCGAGGCACCGGGAGCGCCCGGAGGCUGAGUGGCAGCGCGCGAAGGCGAGCGGCCAGGGGCGCCAGCCCCGGGCGCCGGCUCAGCACCGCCUGGGCGCCCGCCCAGCCCGCACGCGAAGGCGCCGAGGACGACCGCCACCCGCCGGCCGCGGAGGAGCCGGAGUGGACGCGGCCCCCCGCGCCGCCGGUGCCCCCCGAGCCCCCCGAGCCCCCCGGGCGCGCAGCCGGCCGCUCGCUGGUGCAGCGGGACAUCCAGGCCUUCCUGAACGAGUGCGGGGCCAGCCCCGGGGAGGCGCGCCACUGGCUCACGCAGUUCCAGACCUGCUACCAUUCCGCGGACAAGCCCUUCGCGGUCAUCGAGGUGGACGAGGAGGUACUCAAGUGCCGGCGGACGGUAACCAGCCUGGCCUUCGCCCUGGCAUUCCUGCAGCGCAUGGACAUGAAGCCGCUAAUUGUUCUCGGGCUGCCCGCCCCCACGGCGCCCUCCGGCUGCCUUUCCUUCUGGGAGGCCAAGGCCCAGCUCGCCCAGCACUGCAAGGUGCUGGUGGAUGAGCUGCGGCACAACGCUGCCACCGCCGUGCCUUUUUUUGGCGGCGGGUCGGUGCUGGGUGCGGCGGAGCCAGCCCCCCAUGCCAGCUAUGGCGGCAUCGUCUCGGUGGAGACGGACCUGCUACAGUGGUGCCUGGAGUCGGACAGCAUCCCCAUCCUGUGCCCCAUCGGGGAGACCACCGCCCGCCGCUCCGUGCUCCUCGACUCGCUGGAGGUGACCGCGGCUCUGGCCAAGGCGCUGCAGCCCACCAAAAUCAUCUUCCUCAAUACCACAGGCGGCCUGCGCGACAGCAGUCAAAAGGUCCUGAGUAACGUGAACCUGCCCGCCGAUCUGGACCUGGUGACCAACGCGGAGUGGGUGAGCACCAAAGAACGGCAGCAGAUGCGCCUCAUCGUGGACGUGCUCAGCCGCCUGCCGCACCACUCCUCUGCCGUCAUCACCGCCGCCAGCACGCUACUCACCGAGCUCUUCAGCAACAAGGGGUCCGGGACCCUGUUCAAGAACGCCGAGCGGAUGCUGAGGGUGCGCAGCCUGGACAGCCUGGACCAGAGCCGCCUAGUGAACCUGGUCAACGCCAGCUUCGGCAAGAAGCUCCGGGACGACUACUUGGCCUCGCUGCGCCCGCGGCUGCACUCUGUCUACGUCUCUGAGGGGUACAACGCGGCCGCCAUUCUGACCACGGAGCCCGUAUUGGGGGGCACUCCCUAUCUAGACAAGUUUGUGGUGAGCUCCAGCCGCCAGGGCCAAGGCUCCGGGCAGAUGUUGUGGGAGUGCCUGCGGCGGGACCUGCAGACGCUUUUCUGGCGCUCCCGGGUCACCAACCCCAUCAAUCCCUGGUACUUCAAACACUGCGAUGGCAGCUUCUCCAACAAGCAGUGGAUCUUCUUCUGGUUUGGCCUGACCGAUAUCCGGGACUCUUACGAGCUGGUCAACCAUGCCAAGGGGCUGCCGGACUCGUUCUGCAAGCCGGCUUCUGACCCGGGCAGCUGACCCUCACCGCCAACCUUGCAGGCCCUGGGAUAACCAGGGCGAAACAAAAGCCAUGCCUGUUGGAUGUGACCCCAGGCAGCCGCAGGCUGGACCAGGCUUGUUGCCUAAGGAUCUGCAGAGGAGGAACCAGCCCCUACUCUACUCUGCCCAGGGCAGGGCGCCCGAGUGGAGACAAGCAUAGGAAGAAGGGUGUGCCCAAGACACACACACACCCCACUGGCUCCAAAGCUAGACCCAGAUAGCCUUCAGUUUUCAGUCUAGGGAUCUUGAGGGGCGGGACUGGGGGGCUUGCCUUCCAGGGCUAUACUCAGGGCUAACCUUACAGGUGGGCCAGUGUCUCUGGCCUCUGUGCUGUUUUGAGGCUCCCUUGCCCAAAAUAUUACCUCAUUUGCUUGAUAUUC
Hyaena hyaena (striped hyena) is the source of this 2006-nucleotide messenger RNA. It is a transcript of the gene NAGS, whose product is annotated as N-acetylglutamate synthase. The transcript is spliced from 7 exons. Gene Ontology annotation, biological process: L-arginine biosynthetic process; glutamate metabolic process. The record is from RefSeq and is a predicted model, not a curated record. Gene Ontology annotation, molecular function: L-glutamate N-acetyltransferase activity, acting on acetyl-CoA as donor; arginine binding. The coding region runs from base 1 to 1605 and encodes 534 amino acids. Gene Ontology annotation, cellular component: mitochondrial matrix. NCBI's taxonomy places the organism in Eukaryota, Metazoa, Chordata, Mammalia, Carnivora, Hyaenidae.